Misgurnus anguillicaudatus (oriental weatherfish) is the source of this 1665-nucleotide messenger RNA. The record is from RefSeq and is a predicted model, not a curated record. Lineage: Eukaryota; Metazoa; Chordata; Actinopteri; Cypriniformes; Cobitidae.
ACAGACCACCCAAUAUAAAGAGCCUUCUAUGAAGUCCAACAAGGGACGGCAGCUGUGCUAGCACAUCCAGAAUUUCCAUCUGAUUGAUUUAACCAUGAAUCUAAUCUGUUGUGUCAUGAUGCUUCUGGGGAUUUACGUCCGACAAGCAGAGAAUGCUCAGUGUUUUUCGGAAUUUUCUCUGUCCACUGGGAUUUGUAGUGAUCUUUUGGGUGAGGCUGAAGUAGAUGAUUGUUGCAUGAACCCCAACUAUGGCUACACAGAAUCAGAUGGAGAUUGUAAGUCCUGCAGGCGGGCAGCAUGGUCUGAAUGGUCUCCCUGGAGCAAGUGUACAGUCAGUUGUAAAGAGGGAGUUAGGCAAAGGCAGCGGAAGUGUUACGGAAUUGGGGUUUGCUUAGACCCUGAGGACCUGGGAAUGGUUCAAACUGAGUCAUGUGCAGAACGAGACUGUUGCCCAGAGGAAGGUGGUUGGUCCGAGUGGGGGAGUUGGCAGCCAUGUUCAGUUACAUGUGAAAAUGGAAUAAAAAAAAGGCAAAGAACCUGCUCCAACCCACCUCCCCAAUGUGGUGCUUCCUGUAAAGGUCCUGCAGAAGAAACUGCUGAUUGCGACAUUGAAAUUGUCUGUCCAAUUCAUGGCGGGUGGUCCAACUGGGGAAGCUGGGGUCCGUGUCAGGGAACUUGUGCUAAUGAAGGACGUGAGCCCCCAACACAUUUUCGUAGCAGGACGUGCGCCAACCCUCCUCCAUCCACAGUUCCACGUGGCAGAGACUGUGAGGGCUCUGACAAAGACAGUCGAUCUUGCACUGGAUUACCUUUCUGCCAAAUUGAUGGAAAUUGGGGCUCUUGGUCAGAGCCAACACCCUGUUCUGUGACAUGUGGGAUCGGCCGACAGACACAAAGACGAACGUGUGAUUCUCCUGAACCCAAGUAUGGUGGUAGAUAUUGCCAUGGUUCCGCCCAAAAAAGUAGUGUCUGUAAUACUCGCACCCCCUGUCCAAUAAAUGGGGUAUGGACUGAAUGGGAACCGUGGGGUCCAUGUAAACCACCUUCCAUGAGAAAAAUUACCUGCCAAACCAGACUGGGAACCCGGCGGAGAGUAAGAAGCUGUGAAGGCAGGGCGUUUAAUGGAAACCCCUGUGAUGGAGAGAUUGUGGACCACGGGGAUUGCUAUGAUAUUAAAGGCUGUAUCAUGAAAGGCGUGCUGUCAGAAUGGAGUAGAUGGAGUUAUUGCAAACCAAACUGUGGGCCAAACUCGACUCAAAUAAGAGAAAAAGUGUGUGUUCCUGACAUCUCUGGAUACAGUGUCCGAAAUAUGAAAAUUUUCUCAGGGAAUCCACUGUUCCUUUGUGAAGAUGUAGAAGAUGAAAGAGAGAUAAGGGAAUGUAAAAAUCUCCCUGAGUGCUAGGAUAAGGGCUGAAUAAAGAUAAUGAGGAUGAUUCAACAGUGAAGAUUAUCUCAACAGCUUGCUGUUGUCUUGAAAUAUUACAUUACUCUACAUUCAUGCAUGUAGCAUCCAGAGCAACUUCCUGUGCAUUUAAGAUAUACUUGCUAAAAUAUUACGCCUUAUUAGCCUUGUUGUAUGCUGUGAAUUGAUUACUUUGGCAUUGCUGAUUAUGAACUUUUGUAAUUUUUAUUAUAAUCUCUGCAAUAAAAUAAUACAUUUACACA